AGAAACUAUUUUACGCCCGUAGUCUCUGUAAACAAAGAUGGCGAACCACUACGAAAUUCCGAAGUGGGCAGGAAAACCACCUGUGGGUUUGCACUUAGAUGUUGCAAAAGGAGAUAAGCUUAUACAGAAACUGAUGAUUGAUGAGAAGAAGUGUUAUCUCUUUGGUAGAAAUCCCCAACUAAAUGACUUUUGCAUUGAUCAUGCAUCCUGCUCGAGAGUCCACUGUUCCCUUGUUUAUCAUAAACACCUCAACAUGGCCUUCCUGGUUGACCUUGGAAGCACUCAUGGAACAUACAUAGGAAAUAUCCGAUUGGAGGGCAACAAGCCAACGCAGCUUCCAGUAAAUUCCACCUUCCAUUUUGGAGCUUCAACUAGAAUGUACACUCUGCGUGAGAGACCACAGACAGCACCAAAGCCAGUAAUGGAAGAGCUAGAGAGAAUGACUGAAGACAGCGAUGGAGGUUUGCUGGGUUUGCCAGAAACUGAAACAGAAUUGGAUAAUCUCACAGAAUUUAAUACUGCACAUAAUAGACGUAUAUCAAUGUUGGGCAUUGGGGAGGACGAACCUAAACAGAGAGGUCGUAAACGGCACAAAUUUAAUGUCAGUUUUAAAGAUGAAGAGGAUGUGAUUAACCCUGAAGAUGUUGAUCCAAGUGUUGGAAGAUUUAGAAAUCUGGUCCAAACUACAGUGGUGCCUUCAAAAAAAAGAAGACUGGACAUUGGCGGUCUUGUUUCCAGCAGCAGUGGACGUGAUGAAGGGUUAAGUAGAGGUAUGAUGCAGUUUCAGCGAAAUGAUAAUCUGUACGGAGACCUUCCUCCUGAGCAGCAUGGGCACGGGGGGUCACAUCACUCCAUGUUCUCCUCUCUACUGUCUUCCAAGCUUGGUUUGCCUCUUCCAAACCCUGCUCCAGAGGUCAGUGUUGAUAUGGUUGAACUGGCUCCUCCUGAACCAGUUGCCCCAGAGGUGCCUGCACAUCUCCAAGUGGCUGUUGAUCCCGACGAGCCCAAGAAGAAGAAGUAUGCCAAGGAGGCUUGGCCGGGAAAGAAGCCCACACCUUCUCUUCUUGUUUAGCCACCUUUGGCUGUCAGAGUAUGAUCACACUUUUAUAGUACCUUGUCUGAAAACAGUGGCAUUAGACCUCAUGUGUUGGGUCUUGAUUCAAACAUAUCCUUCAUAUGGAUUUGUAUUUUUAUAAAGUGUGAAUGGUUCUUAUGACUGAAAUUGUAGCAUAAAUCUUAUUACUGUAAACUUUGUGUGUGUGAUAUAGAGGUUUAUGACAUAUAGGAGAGUUUUUGAAUAGUGAUAAUAAGAGGUGCAGUAGACUUUCAUUAGUCUUAAUAGUACUGAGCUGAAUCAUUGAUUUGUCUGUUAUGGAUACUGAUAUGGUCUUUUUAAUAUUUCACUACAACAGUUCCCUCCAAUACUGAUCAUCCAGAAGAUGGUCAUUAUUGUUUCUAAUUUGUUAAAAUGUCUAAAGGUAGUAGUAUAAACACAUUGUAGUCUUAGUAUGUUUACCACUAAAGUACCCCCCAUCCAAGAGUAAUCUAAAUUUGAUGUAGCAAAGCUAAAACAAUACAGGACCAUGUACCUUUGCCAGGCAUCAUGUCAUUGAGUUUUUCUCUUACUUAUCCAAAGUUUAGACUAAUUAAAAUAUAUUUCAGUAAAGUGACUUUUGUUUGCCCUAUGAUUGAUUUUAUUGUCAGUACAGUAUUAAAUUCUGAUUAUGGCAUAAUAUAUAGUUUAAAGAAUGCAUGGAUAAUUUUUUGUAUUGUGUAGCAGCUAUAAAGGAGCAAAACAGAAGUAAGAAAAGGGACGUUUUGGAAAAUUCUAACAAUGUUAUGCUUCAGAAAUUCUGAAGAAGUAGAUUUGAACUCUUUAGAAUGCUAGUCAGUUCAAUAAGAUAUCACUUGACUUUCCCUAAUCUGCAUUAUUUUGUGGUAGCUACACAACAGGGACAUGGUUAAUAAUGAAGUGCUUAGAUAUACUUUACUGUAUGGCAAAUGAUCAAGGAAGAUAGAACAGGUAUUUUUCAGUUCUAUUAUAUAUUUUGUGACUAGUACAAGAUGUACUAAUUGUUCAUGAAUUUUAAGAAAAUUAAAAGCUGUUGAACAUGGUAAGUGAAUGUGAUGUACAAAAUUCAUAAUUAUUUUCUCAUUGCUAUAGUUUUUGACUAAAAAAUACUGUAAAUAAAAUGGAAAUUACAUUGAAACUGCAGGAAGAGACAACCAUGGAUUAUUUAGAGUAGCCAGAUCUGAAGAAAGCAAAAUCUACUCUAUGAAUGGCAUCAGACUUAAUGGGGACGGGUUUCAUUGUCAGGGGUCAGUGGUGUAGUAUGUAACCAAAAGGACUAUUCUGAUGCAGAAGUGUGUUCACUUUUCUUCAUUUUGUGUUCAUGCUGCUAAAUGUAAUUCAUAUUCAGAGUGCUAGAAUAAUUUUGAAUUUGAAAGUGAUGGUAUUUUAUGAGCAUUAUUUUUAAGGCAUAAUCCUCACUCUGUAACAUAACUGGUUCUGUUAAUACAUUCAAUUUUGUAGAUUCUGUUACAACCGUAGGAUAUUUCUCAAGCUUUUUCUUGCAAGGUAUGAAAUCCCUCUUAUACUAGAAGCUAUGUAUGGAAUUAGGAACCACAUAUGCUGUCUCCUUGGAGAUAAAGGGUGAAAAAAGAAUAUGCAAUUGAACACCUUCAAAUUAUGCUUGUCAAUAAUUCUGCUUUCUGAUGAAGCUAUGCUUUACUGAAUUAAAUCGUUAAUUUGCCAUAUGAUGCAUCUUACUUACCAGCAUUUUCCAUUUUACUUACAGCAAAACAAAUUGAAUAUUAUUUUAAGUGUAUUUUUUUUUCACCUUUAAAUAUUCUAAAUACAGACUCUGUCAAGUGGUAUUUUGCUGUGCCUGAAAUUUGAUGAAAUUUUAAUUAAACUGUUGUAUAUGAUAACCUAUGGGUUAGUCAGUUUACAGGAGACUUUAGCCAAUUCUCAAAACUACCAGUAAGUUAGAUUAUAACUUUAUGUGCAAAGCAUGUUACUGUUGUAAAUGCUAAUAUAUAGAGAAUCAGGAAGAGAUGUGAUAGUUAAACGUGACAGGAUUUAGGGCAAUUAUGAGCACAAGAGAGUGCAAUGAAACUGCUAAUGUGUGCCUAAUGAUUUAUUAAGAUUUGGCUAAGAGCCAAUUUGAUUUUUUUGAUUUCCAGUUGGUAAGACAUCCUUGUUAUGAGCCACAAAACUUCUGUAAAAAAUUAUGCAGAAGUAUUUGUAACCUUGAGAACUAAGUAAAAAAACAAUAUGAUUAAUUGGCAUAUCAAGCAAUUUACAAAAUAUGUUAUUAUAGAUCAGAAUUUUGUUUCCCAUCUGCAGAUAAGGUUGAUAUGAGAGUGCUGGUGAUCCUGAAAAAAGAAAUAAAUGAAUAACUCUGUACUUUCUGUGGCUUAGGCUUAUAUCAUGCAAUGCAUUGGGCAAUAAAAGCAGUAUAUGUUAUAUUACUGUUAGGUAUUUAUUUUGAUUGUUGCAAAAUAUGCCUUACCAUCAUGUACAUGUUCCACACCCAAUAAAAUGUGACUUUUGUU
This is a messenger RNA of Penaeus monodon (black tiger shrimp), 3558 nucleotides long. RefSeq names its product nuclear inhibitor of protein phosphatase 1-like (gene NiPp1). The coding region runs from base 38 to 1072 and encodes 344 amino acids. The transcript has 7 exons. Lineage: Eukaryota; Metazoa; Arthropoda; Malacostraca; Decapoda; Penaeidae. Gene Ontology annotation, molecular function: protein binding; mRNA binding; protein serine/threonine phosphatase inhibitor activity. The record is from RefSeq and is a predicted model, not a curated record. Gene Ontology annotation, cellular component: nuclear speck.